Molecule: messenger RNA, 2382 nt
Organism: Homalodisca vitripennis (glassy-winged sharpshooter)
Lineage: Eukaryota; Metazoa; Arthropoda; Insecta; Hemiptera; Cicadellidae
Product: venom carboxylesterase-6-like
Exons: 1
Coding region: 978-2243 (421 amino acids)
Source: RefSeq, a predicted model, not a curated record
CCAGACAUGCAAGAAUUCUAUGGCUUGUUAUAUCAAUGGUAUAAAAGUAUUUGGAAAAUUCCUAAAUCUUCAGAAAAUUUUCCAUUUUGACAGUGGAAAACUAAAGAAUGUUGUAAAAAAAAUAAAAAACUUUCAAUAUUUUGAUUCUGGACAAGAUUUAAUAUACAUUAUACAUUAGUAUAAGAGUUAUAUCCAGCAUAAAUCCGUAUAAAAAGGCUGCAGUUACAAAAAUGGUCUCGUAAAAAUGACUAUCCAAUGCUUCAUUGCAACUUUGAAAACCCAAAUAAAAUUAAUGCACUACGGGUAUAAGCCAUCUUAAAGAAAUCAGCUGAUAGUAACUUAGUUAGUGGAAUUAGAAUAACUGUCUGAGCAUCACACAUGUUUCAGUAAUCAGCUGUUUUAAACUAAACAAAAAUACUAUUGUACGACUAAUAUUGGAACAUACUUUGGUAGUCAGAUGUAUUUUAAAACCACAAAAGGCACAUUUAGAAUGUAAGAGCUUGCAAUUUAUAACAAAUAUGCAUAUAAAAUAUAUGUAUAUAAUUUGUUCAGAUACCUAAAAUCACAGUACAAAAAUCAAGAAUUUUUUCAUAAUAUAGAAGAUAACAAAUUAGUUGGUACAGAAUCUGAAAUGUCAGAAACAAACAUCUUUUGCUGAAGCACAUAAAGUUAUUCAUUUCAUCGUAAUUUACUGCCCUAAUGUUUUAUGGAUAAAUCUGAAUAGUAAUAAAUAAAAUUAAUUUUAAACAGUUGUGAUCAAAAAACAAUAAGGGAAUUAAAAAUGCCAUAUGCUUGACCUAGAAGCAUGCUCAUUACCAUACCACUGGAUGUAGCCAUUGUUUACAAACCCAUUACCACACGUUAGCAGACUCUGAGUAAGAAAAUUAUAUGACAAUGUUGAGUGAAAUAGAUGACUAGUAUUUCUUAUUACACCAUAAUAUAAAGCAGAAUACCGUGGAAGGUAAUAAAGAUUUACAAUGAACUUGUUUCCAAUAGUGUUUGUUCUAUUGUCAAGUAUAUGUUUGUGUGUGAUAUGUACUGGAGAUUUAACUGUACAAACAGAAUAUGGACAUUUACAAGGCAAGUUGAUGAAAUCUCGUGAUGGGAGGAACUUUUCUGCAUAUCUUGGAAUUCCGUAUGCGGCACCACCGAUCGGGAAACUUCGAUUUCAGCCUCCGACAUCAUUACCGAGUUGGGAAGGUGUGAGAGAUGCGAGGAAAGAAGGGAGUCACUGUCCACACAAAGGAUUACCAGAAGAAUCUGAAGACUGUUUAUAUCUCAAUGUCUUUACUCACAGCGUAAACACGAGUUCUCCAGUAAUGGUGUAUAUACACGGAGGUGGUUUUCACAUGGGAUCAUCCGCUUUAAAGCAUUUGGGACCGGAGUACCUCUUAGACAGAGACAUAGUGUUAGUGACUAUACAGUACAGACUCGGAGUGUUCGGGUUCCUGAGUACAGAGGAUGAAGUGGUCCCCGGAAACAUGGGGCUUAAGGAUCAGGUAAAAGCUCUACAAUGGGUCCAAGAAAACAUUGAGAAGUUCGGUGGUGACCCUGACAGAGUAACAUUGUUCGGUAACAGUGCCGGUGGGUCUUCGGUCCAUUUUCACAUGCAAUCUCCACUCAGCCAAAAUUUGUUUGCAAGAGCUAUAUCCCAAAGCGGAACUGCUCUAAGUAGCUUUUCAAUGACUUCAAGAGGGAAGGCUAGAAAAGACACAGAAAAUAUUGCAAAAUGUUUACACUGUCCUAUUAAUAGUUCAACAGAGAUAAUUAGAUGUUUACAGAGCAAAGAUUCCUUUGAAAUUUUAACUGCAUUUAGAACAUUACUCACGUCUAAAUACGGCACAAACAAAUUACUCCGGCCAAUUUUAGAAGUAGAAACUGAGCAUGCCUUUCUGACAUCUAGUCCAUUAACGGCGACAACUAACAAACCUUGGCUUCUCGGAGUGAAUGCAAAUGAAGGUCUGCUCAAAGUUGAAAUGAAAGAUAUAAAUCAGACUAUAGUAUAUAUCAAUUCAGAAUUCAGAGAUUUCUGGCCAAGCUUAACAUUCACAAGCGACUUAUAUUCUAAUCUAGAUGAUAUUACUGAUCCGAUUUAUAGGUUUUACUUUGAAAAUGUCACAACAACAAAUGAUUAUGCCAAAUCCAUUGAAGAGCUGGUAACAGACACGUGGUUUGCCUGGCCAACUGAACACGCUUUACAAAACCAUAACGGAAGUUUUUUACUACUACCUAUACGAUCAUGAGACUGAUGUCACAUACUCCGAGAUAUACAACUGCUCUAAAGCUGCUGGGGUCAGUCACACAGAUGAGUUACUAGUUCUAUUCUCACAAAAAGGUGUCUUUCCUGACCUCAACGAGCAGGACACCAGUAUUUCUGAGUUG